AUGCUACAGACCACCCAACAAGGGACAACACAACACGCGACCCCCAGCUUACAUGAUCCGGACCCAAAAUUAUUCAUGGAGAAGAUGUUGGCACGCUUUUCAGAAAUAGUGCAGAUGGGAUACAGUACCCCCGGACUGGUACAAGCAUUUUGCGACCACGUCACAUUGAAGGGGCACUUUCAUAGAUUCUUCCAGUUGUAUAUCUACCGAUUCAUUUGUCACUACUACACAACCACAAACAGGCUUAAUAAGCGUCGCUUCAUCCAGUUGCAAGGUAACAAGCAGUGGUAUGAAGCGGCUCUGCAGGAUUUUGCAGGGUUCUUGGCAGAUCGCAUUCUUCUUCGGUUUACUGUGUGGUCUGCAAAUUAUUUGAAGCAGGCCGACUCCGAGAGUGCAUCUGGGUGGCUACUUAAGCCCUUGGUUCUGCGGGAUCACGCUCGAUGUGUGAUCACUGGGAGUGAUGGGUGGAGGGAGUUGAAUGGGAACUUGAAGACCGCGACAAUAUCUUACGAUGGUCAAAAAGUACCCGCUACUGGUGCAAAUCAUAGCCAACUCCGGGGUGUUUAUAUUAUUCCUCCGAAGUUGUUACCCCCGCCAACCCAGAUCAAGCUCCACCAAAUGGCGAGGAAGAACGCGACUAUCUUGAUGAUGGAAAUGUUCGAGCCAAAUAUUCGAGAUAUGCUCGACAAGGCCACACUACGAAGCUCUGCCAACAUGUUCACACUGGAUAAAGUGCAGCACGAGCUGUUCGCAUCCUCUCUGAUCUAUUUGGAGGCGACAUCUCAUCCAUGCGAGUAUUGUUUAUGGUCACCACUCGAGGAUGGUGUCGGGCGACGGACUGAGAAAGAGACAGUAGUGAAAUUAGAGCCUCGCGAAGGCAUUCCUGCGCCGUCUCGUCAAUUCUUGAGCUUGCACCGGAGCGUGUCGCGAAUCUUGGCAAUUAGCGGGGCGAAAGGGUAUAUGAAUUGGAAGGUUAGACGGUGGGAGGAGAGAAUCGGUAUCGCGGAAUAG
Penicillium cosmopolitanum is the source of this 1011-nucleotide messenger RNA. RefSeq lists its product as uncharacterized. Bases 1 to 1011 code for a protein of 336 amino acids. The record is from RefSeq and is a predicted model, not a curated record. The transcript is spliced from 3 exons. NCBI's taxonomy places the organism in Eukaryota, Fungi, Ascomycota, Eurotiomycetes, Eurotiales, Aspergillaceae.